Phycodurus eques (leafy seadragon) is the source of this 2909-nucleotide messenger RNA. Its product is annotated as claudin-14-like. Bases 1758 to 2498 code for a protein of 246 amino acids. The transcript is spliced from 4 exons. Gene Ontology annotation, cellular component: plasma membrane; bicellular tight junction. The record is from RefSeq and is a predicted model, not a curated record. Gene Ontology annotation, biological process: cell adhesion; bicellular tight junction assembly. Lineage: Eukaryota; Metazoa; Chordata; Actinopteri; Syngnathiformes; Syngnathidae. Gene Ontology annotation, molecular function: structural molecule activity.
CCACAGGCACGCUUCGCAGAGGAUCAUCGGCUCAGAAUUGAGCAUAUACAGUGAACUGAAUUCUAGGAAGUGCUGGAAAAAUUGAUUUGUCCUCCAGCAGGUUGUCCUUUGGUUGCAGAUGGACCACCAAGGGCAGCGAUGUUCCUAACAGGAGACGAGAGAUCGACUUCCGUUUUUAAUGACUACAAGGGGCCAACCUCACAUACGACGCGUGGAUUGUUUGAAGCCAAAUGCACCUUCUGCGCCCCUGUGACCCUGGGUCAAUCUCUUGUACUGCUUUUACCAUGUGGCGAGUGUUCAGGUGUGUUUUUACUACAGUCAUUUAUUCAUAGUUCUUGUCUCCUUCAUGGCUUUUGUUGUUUAAUUUCACUCAUUUCACCCGGUAGCAAACGAAAUAUUAAGGAACCUCCAAAGUUGAACACAGUCUGUUCCAGGAUGUUUGUCGACAUCCAAUUUGUCUAUAUUUCAAAGCAGAUUAUCCUGUAACAGUGUAAUCUAAUGAUGUAAAUCAAAAUAUUCCGUUCAGCAAGACAAAUUGGUGACAUCAUGAAAUGUGUAAAGUGUCAAUUGUUGUUUGUAAAACAAAAAAAAAUAAGUUAAUGGCUGUGUAAUAAGACUUAAUAAAGAUCAACUAAAAUAAAAUAUGUGACCCUGAUAAUGUGGCCUAGGUGUAGCACAUAUUGUAUUGAGGAGUUUGGGCAAAGGAGUCAACUUCUUGCGUCACACUUAUUAACAUCCAAGUGUAAACAUUUCAAACUUAGCCUCACACUAAACUGAGACAUGUGCCAACUUCGACUUUGGUACAUGUUUUUAAAAGUUUUUUUUCCCCCCCAUCUCCAAUUUCAAAAGCGCCAAAGCAACAUAUUUUUUAGUUGGUUUGUUUUUCACUCAAACUGGUUUGUGUAUACUGCCCAAAGUCUCACGGGAAACAAACUAAUCAGAAAUCAACCAGCAUCCUGAAAAGGAUUGCCUUUUCAACUUAGAGGUUCCACUGUUUUUUCUCUUUUCUCACUUAACAAAGUGCUACAAAAGAUGUACUUAUUUUGGUGGUUAAAUACGUGGACCAUUGUGUGUUACAUCUUGAUAACUAAGAACAAUGAACUUUAUACCGAAUGUGGUAUUUGUGCAAUGAACAAAAGCUCUGAGGUUCCAAAUUUAGCUCGCCAUUGUUGUGAAACAGCCAAGUCAUUUCUCGAGAUUCUUCUCCCCUUGACCUGAUGUUCAAAACACGCAGCAGGACAAAGGCAAAGGAGGUAAAUGCUGAACUUAAAAUUCCCACCGCAUAAGUGCUAAAUGAGCUAGUGUCAGAUCACAUCCGAAAUUAUAUAAUUGGUCAGACUAUUGCAGAGUUGAUUAUGCUCUCACGCAACCUUCAUAGUGUAAGCAUUUUCCAAGUUAGCGGUUUAUAUCAGUACAGUACUUCAAGCUUGGGUGGUUUCUGUCAAUGUUUAAUUUCUUCUCUCCUGAGGGGAGGGGAGGGGAGGAUGUUUGCAAAUAGACUACUGCGGUGUGCCCUCCUGAGAGAAGCAUUAAACUGAACGCUGCUCUCAUUAGUUACAGUUGUAGACACCUGCCACUCAGCGGAGACCGAUGCCAGAAUACUUUCAGCUUCCUUCGCUUUGCACACUUGAGGAUUGGCUCGGAGUCCGUGACAAAAUGUAAGCUCGCUGGAAUUCACUGUACUACUGGGGACAGCGGCCUUAACUGGAAGAAGCAUCUGCCGUUCAAGCUGGGGAGUUUUUCCAAGUAAGUGAAACAUGGCCAGCACGGCAGUUCAGCUCCUGGGUUUCUUCUUGAGCCUGCUCGGGUUUGUGGGAAGUCUAGUUGCCACUCUGCUCCCGCACUGGCGCAGCUCGGCGCACGUGGGCCCAAACAUCAUCACGGCCACAGGCUACAUGAAAGGCCUGUGGAUGGAGUGCGUGUGGCACAGCACGGGCAUUUAUCAGUGUGAGCUGUAUAGAUCUCUCCUGGCGCUGCCGCAGGACAUGCAGGCUGCCCGUGCACUCAUGGUGCUGUCCUGUGUGACUUCAGUCCUGGCAAUUGCGGUUUCUGUGAUGGGAAUGAAGUGCACCUACUUUGCCCAAGGCUCAUUAAUCAAGUCCCCUCUGGUGAUGAGCGGAGGGAUCUGUUUUCUCUGUGCUGGUUUACUCUGCUUGACCACUGUAUCCUGGACCACCAAUGACAUCAUCGUGGAUUUUUAUGACCCCUUCCUUCCGAGCGCCAUGAAGUACGAGAUCGGGCUAGCGGUGUAUCUCGGUUACGCGUCAGCCUGCCUCAGUUUGUGCGGGGGACUGGUACUGUGCUGGAGUAGCAGCGGCGAGCGGUCGCGGGGGCGACCCCAAAGGCAGAGGAGGCCGCCUUCAUCCCCUCCUCCUUAUAUCAACAACACCUACCCCCCGGCUCCCCCAUACAAUCCUCCAGAGGCCCUCAAGGGUAAUCGUGCCCCCUCACUUUGCUCUGUCUCCAGCAGUGGCUACAGACUUAAUAACUAUGUCUAAUGUCCGCGUGGAAGUGCUUGCUUAACACGGGCACGCCUAAGCCACUGCACUGAAGGGAAGUAAGAUAUGGUACUCACAGACAAGUCAACUUUUCCAUUCACACACAGAAACCCAACCCAUUACACUGCAUCGUGGCUAAACUACCACUAGAUGGCGACAUUCAUCAGUGGAUAGAAACAGUGGCGCAAACCAAGGAGGCUGUUAUAACGGCCCUGUUAAUGCAGACCAGGUUGUUUUCACUUUUGAAAGUAUUUCUAUUAAAAUACUUUCCGAAAGACAAUGCAACUACAUAAUGCAUAAUUGUGUCAGUUCUAAGAAUACUUUGUAACUAAGUAAUGUCAGGAAAAUCACUCAUGUAAAAUGUCUUUUGAUGGUUUAUUUAAACACUUAUGAUAGGACAACAAUAAAAUG